AUGAAGUUUCUGUCGGUCAUAUAUCUGUGUUUUGCAGCGAUAAUCUCAGUCUCCAAUGCUGCAGAGCUGGUCAAAGAGGACACCAUUGGCGAUAUUUGGGAAGCUAUUGAGUCAGCGACUACGUGUGCGGGAUGCAACGCGAUACUAUUGCUACUCAAAGGCGUCGCGGCUCUUGGAGAUACCAUCUUUGUUGACACCUUAACUGAAAUAUGUAAACUGGCUGGCGUCGAGGAUUCAGAUGUUUGCGCAGGUGCAAUUGGCCUGGAGGGGCCAAUUAUUGCACAAGACUUGAGAAAAAUGACUUUAGGGUCACACACUUCACAAUUGUUCUGCAUCACAUUCUUUGGACUAUGUGAUUUUCCUGCUGUUACUCCAUAUACAGUACCAUUUCCAAGUCCCAAGCCUGCUACCCAGCGCCCAGCUGUUAGUGGCAAAACACCCCUGAAAAUCGUACAUUUCAGCGACAUUCACGUGGAUCACGAGUAUGAAGUUGGCGCGAAUACCAAUUGCACAAAGCCUAUCUGUUGUAGGCCAUAUACAUCCGCCGAUGCGCCUGGUAACAACUCCUAUCCAGCAGGCGAAUAUGGCAACUACAACUGCGAUGCUCCUGUAAGCUUGGAAGAGAGUAUGUACGCGGCUAUAAAGGAGGUCGCUCCAGAUGCUACAGCAACACUCUUCACAGGUGACAUAGUUGAAGGUGCUGUCUGGCUUGUGAAUUCGACCGGAAAUAUUGCGGAUAUAAAUGAUGCUUAUAGCCGAAUGUCAGGUUUAAAGAAUCUUUUUGCAACUACCGGAAAUCAUGAAUCGGCACCAGUCAAUUCUUUCCCCCCAAAAGCAGUCGGAGUCACGACUAAUCAAUGGGUCUAUGAUACCCUAUCCACAAAUUGGAUACCAUUUAUUGGCUCUACUGCUGCUUCCUCAGCCGAUAGCUUUGGUGCAUACUCGACGCUCCUACCAGGAGGGAACCUGAGGAUCAUCUCUAUUAAUACCAAUCUCUACUACAGAUCUAACUUUUGGCUCUACGAAGCGACGAUAGAGACUGAUCCUUCUGGACAACUAGCAUGGUUGGUCACUGAACUUCAGGCUGCUGAAACUGCCGGCCAAAGAGUUUAUAUUAUUGGACAUAUGCCUAUGGGCUCUAACGAUGCAUUUCACGAUGGCUCGAACUACUUCAACCAAAUCACUCAGAGAUAUUCCGCUACUAUUGCUGCUCUAUUCUUCGGUCACACUCACCGCGACCAAUUCCAAAUCACGUACAGUAACUACAACGCCCAAACUGCAGCCAAUGCCCUGGAGGUAUCCUACAUCAUCCCCUCCAUGACUCCUACAUCUGGCUAUCCUGCUUUCCGCGUCUACUCCGUAGAUCCAGUAACAUACGGUAUCCUUGACUUCACAACAUACAUCGCGGACUUCUCUCUCACCUCCUCCACGCAAUCAGCUCCAACUUGGAAACCCUACUACUCUGCCAAGGCUGCCUAUGGCCCUCUAGUAACCCCACCUCUCACUUCCGCAACCGCAGAACUAACUCCAGCCUUCUGGCACAAUCUCACCACCGUAUUUGCAAAUAAUCCUACUGCUUUCAAUCAAUAUAUUGCACGCAAAACAAGAGGGUAUAAUGUAGAAACUUGCACAGGUGAUUGCGCAACGGAGGAAAUCUGUCAGUUGAAAGCGGCGGAGAGUCAAUAUAAUUGUGCGACUAUUAAGCCUGGUAUUAGCUUCAGGAAGAGAAGUGAGGGGAGCGAUCGAUUGGAGAGAAGAAUUGGUGAUGUAGUGGAAACUCUUGGGGGAGAUUGUGAGGGUAGUGUGAUUAGGCCAAUUUUGACAAAGUUGGCGGCGCAAGAGGGAUUGCUGGAGAAGGCAUUGGAGAUGGCGAAGAUGAAGGCUAAGAAGUAG
Molecule: messenger RNA, 1893 nt
Organism: Botrytis byssoidea
Lineage: Eukaryota; Fungi; Ascomycota; Leotiomycetes; Helotiales; Sclerotiniaceae
Exons: 4
Coding region: 1-1893 (630 amino acids)
Biological process (GO): sphingomyelin catabolic process
Molecular function (GO): sphingomyelin phosphodiesterase activity
Source: RefSeq, a predicted model, not a curated record